Leishmania braziliensis MHOM/BR/75/M2904 is the source of this 558-nucleotide messenger RNA. RefSeq names its product anti-silencing protein a-like protein. Gene Ontology annotation, biological process: DNA replication-dependent chromatin assembly. The transcript has a single exon. Gene Ontology annotation, cellular component: nucleus. NCBI's taxonomy places the organism in Eukaryota, Euglenozoa, Kinetoplastea, Trypanosomatida, Trypanosomatidae. Gene Ontology annotation, molecular function: histone binding. The record is from RefSeq and is a predicted model, not a curated record. The coding region runs from base 1 to 558 and encodes 185 amino acids.
AUGACGACGCGGGUGGAGCUACGUAAAGUGCAGGUGCUGGGUCCCACUUCCAGCAAGUUCGACGACCCGAUUCGCAUGCACCUCGUGCUUGAAGUGUUUGAAAAGCCGCCCAAAGACGCAAUCGACGUAACCUUCACCUGGUCACCAGUGUGGGACUUCCCUGUUGACCAGGAGCUAGACGAGAUGGAGGUGGGGCCUCUCACAACGCUCGGGAGGCACGAGUUCACUAUCGAAAGCGAUCCACCGAACGUGGCCGACAUCCCAGAUCCCACCGGUCCAACUGCCUUGAUCGUGUCCCUCAAGUAUAAGGGUCAAGAGUUUCUUCACAUUGGGUACAACGUCAUAGUGACCUGCGACGGUGACCUGCCCGAUGUCUUCACCUCAACCGAGCAGCUCACCCGCCACAUUGGAAUGUGCUACCCCAAAGUACGCCACAUUGCAUGGGACGAAGCGACCUCUGCUGCACCAUCGUUCUCUGAUUCCAGCUCGGAGAGCGCCUCGGAAAGCGGGGAAGGUCCUACGAAGCGCGCUAAAAGAGAGCGUGCAGUGCAGUCCUAG